Molecule: messenger RNA, 648 nt
Organism: Suillus fuscotomentosus
Lineage: Eukaryota; Fungi; Basidiomycota; Agaricomycetes; Boletales; Suillaceae
Exons: 3
Source: RefSeq, a predicted model, not a curated record
CUUGCAUUAUUUUGCCCGGCAUGUCCUCAGCCUGGGAUUAAUGUGCUGUUGUCAGAGGAUGAAUCUCUUGAUGAGGAUCCAAGCUGGAAAUACACCCGGUCAUUUGUGAUGGACGGAAAUUUCAAAGCCGAACAUCUGCAUCCCAUUAAGCCAUUCGAUGAAGUUUGGCUGUCCGAUGGGCUUGGAUUCAUGGUAGGAAAGGACAGGUAUAAAAUGCAUCUGGCAGAGGCUGCUGACACAGUGGAAAAAUCAAGCUGCAACAAUCACCGGGCAGUAAAUCAAGCUAAUGCUGCUCGGCACAAGCUGGAGUCCACCGGUAUCGGGGGAGUUGCCUGUGCCAGACACGGUUGCUUUGUCCCUCACUCCAUGGUGGAUUUUCAGAAAGGCGAAAGGCAAGCCACAUCCACCAUUCCCCAUUCACAAGUUAACCAUGGACAAAUGAACAUGGACUAUGCCCUUUGCGAGGCUUCCCGGCACAACAUGGAAGGCAUCACCAGGGCUGUCACCUUCUAUGAUAUUAAUUGUCAAUACAACAAACACUUUCGGGUUCAGGUGGAUCGAAGUCGAUUUCUAGAAAUGGCACCACAACUAACCAUCAUUCCCGGAAUUGGGUUAUGGCACGUUCAUGGCCAUCAGGACAGCUGCUAU